Messenger RNA from Pezoporus occidentalis (night parrot), 8731 nucleotides. It is a transcript of the gene ADAMTS9, whose product is annotated as ADAM metallopeptidase with thrombospondin type 1 motif 9. Bases 283 to 6078 code for a protein of 1931 amino acids. NCBI's taxonomy places the organism in Eukaryota, Metazoa, Chordata, Aves, Psittaciformes, Psittacidae. The record is from RefSeq and is a predicted model, not a curated record. The transcript has 40 exons. Gene Ontology annotation, biological process: extracellular matrix organization; proteolysis. Gene Ontology annotation, molecular function: metalloendopeptidase activity; zinc ion binding. Gene Ontology annotation, cellular component: extracellular matrix.
GGUGUCGGUCCCGGCCCGUCCGCCCCCCGCGCACCAUGCGCGGCCCCCGGCGCCCCGCGCCCCUCCGGCCCGCCCGCCCCUAACGCCGCCCGGCUCCGGCGCCUUCCCCCGGCCGCACUUCGGGGGGCGGGGAGGGGGGAGAAGGGGGCGAGAAGAAAAAAAGUAAGGAUAAAAAACAUAAGGGGGGGUGGGGGAAGGGGGACGAGAGGAAGAAGAAGGAGGAAAAGAAGAGCCAAGGGAAGCGGGGAAGGCUGCUCUCCUCUGAGGACAGCGCGCAGCACCAUGCAGCUGGCGCCGCUGGCGCUGGCACUCACCACGCUCUUCAUCGACGGCUUGAGGAUAGGAGCGAGGAGGCAGAAGCUGCACCCCAGGCAAGCCAAGCUGCUGGAGAAGCUCAGCGAGUACGAGAUCGUGACUCCUACCCGGGUGAAUGAGUUCGGCGAGCCCUUCCCCACCGAUGUCCACUUCAGGCGGCGGCGGCGGAGCACCAGCGCUGCCCCCGAUGCCUGGAUGGCCGCCUCCGCCGCCUCCCACAAGGCACACUACAGGCUCUCCGCCUUCGGGCAGCAGUUCCUCUUCAACCUGACAGCCAGCUCGGCUUUCAUCGCCCCGCUCUUUACCGUCAGCCUCCUGGGAGAGCCCGCCGCCCACCAGCGGCGCCUGUACGCCGAGGCGGCCAACGCCGACGUGAAGCACUGCUUCUACCGAGGGCACGUCAACGCCCGCCCGCGGCACACCGCCGUUAUCAGCCUCUGCUCCGGGAUGCUAGGCACCUUCAAGUCUGACGAUGGGGACUAUUUUGUAGAGCCACUGCUAUCACUUGAAGAACAGGAGUAUGAAGAAGAGCACAAUAAACCACAUCUAGUCUACCGACACCGGACACCUCCAAUGAACUCUUCAGGGGACAGGCAGACUUGCGACACUCCAGAUCAUGAACACAGUCACAAAAAGAACAAGCGGAAACACUGGAGAAGAGAGUGGGCCGAAAGCAGUAUAUUAUCUGACGUGGAGAUGUUGAAACACAGUCUGGAAGUGAAUUCAUUUUCUGCAGAUAGCAACAAGACUGGGAACAUCAUUGAAAAGAAGAGCCACAAACGAACAAAGCGGUUUCUCUCCUAUCCUCGGUUUGUGGAAGUGAUGGUGGUGGCUGACAGCAGGAUGGUUGCCUACCAUGGAGCUAAUCUACAGCACUAUGUCUUAACGUUAAUGUCAAUAGUGGCUUCUAUCUACAAAGACCCAAGCAUUGGAAAUUUAAUUAAUAUCGUUAUUGUGAAAUUGGUGGUGAUACAUAAUGAACAGGAUGGUCCUGCAAUAUCUUACAAUGCCCAGACAACACUAAAAAACUUCUGCCAAUGGCAGCAAUCACAGAACCACCCUGAAGGAAGUCACCUUCAACAUGAUACAGCUGUGCUUGUUACCAGACAGGAUAUUUGUAGAGCACACGACAAAUGUGAUACUCUGGGUCUGGCAGAGCUGGGCACAGUCUGUGACCCAUACAGGAGCUGUUCAAUUAGUGAAGAUAACGGACUGAGCACUGCUUUCACAAUAGCACAUGAACUUGGCCAUGUAUUUAACAUGCCACACGAUGACAAUCAUAAGUGCAAAGAAGAUGGAGGUAAAAAUCAACAGCAUGUCAUGGCGCCAACACUGAACUUCUACACCAACCCCUGGAUGUGGUCAAAAUGCAGUAGGAAAUACAUUACUGAGUUUCUGGACACUGGCUAUGGGGAGUGUUUGCUUGAUGAGCCUUCAUCAAGAACGUACGCAUUGCCUCAGCAGCUUCCGGGGCUGAUUUAUGAUGUCAACAAACAGUGUGAGUUAAUUUUUGGACCUGGAUCUCAAGUGUGCCCAUACAUGCAGAUGCAGUGUCGGCGACUUUGGUGUAUCAACAUUGAUGGUGCACACAAGGGAUGUCGUACCCAGCACACACCUUGGGCUGACGGGACAGAAUGUGAGCCUGGAAAGCACUGCCGGUUUGGGAUGUGUGUGCCCAAAGAGCGUGAGACACCAGUGAUAGAUGGAGCAUGGGGGACGUGGAGCCCUUUUGGGACCUGCUCGAGAACCUGUGGUGGUGGCAUAAAGACAGCGAUACGGGAGUGCAACAGGCCUGAGCCUAAAAACGGUGGGAAAUACUGCGUGGGGCGCCGCAUGAAGUUUAAAUCCUGCAACACCGAACCAUGCUCAAAGCUGAAGAAGGAUUUCCGGGAUGAGCAGUGUGCUGACUUUGAUGGGAAGCACUUUAACAUCAACGGGCUGCCCACGAACGUGCGCUGGGUUCCCAAAUACAGCGGCAUUCUAAUGAAGGAUCGGUGCAAGCUGUUCUGCAGAGUGGCAGGAAAUACGGCUUAUUACCAGCUGCGGGAUCGAGUUAUUGAUGGGACACCCUGCGGCCCCGACACCAAUGAUAUCUGUGUGCAGGGCCUUUGCCGGCAAGCUGGAUGCGAUCAUGUGCUGAAUUCAAAAGCGAGAAGAGAUAAAUGUGGUGUUUGUGGUGGGGAUAAUUCUUCAUGCAAAACUGUUGCAGGCACAUUUAACACGGUGCAUUAUGGCUAUAAUGUUGUGGUCCGCAUCCCAGCUGGUGCAACCAAUAUUGAUGUGCAUCAGCACAGUUACUCAGGGAAGCCAGAGGAUGACAACUACCUGGCCUUAUCUAACAGUCAAGGAGACUUUAUAUUAAAUGGAGACUUUGUCGUCAGUAUGUUUAAAAGGGAAAUCAAAGUUGGGAAUGCUGUGAUUGAAUACAGCGGAUCGGAUAAUACUAUUGAAAGGAUUAAUUCUACAGAUCGGAUUGAGCAAGAAAUAACGCUUCAGGUUUUAUCAGUGGGCAAUUUGUACAAUCCUGACGUUCGUUACACGUUUAAUAUCCCCAUUGAGGACAAACCUCAGCAGUUUUACUGGAAUGCAUACGGCCCAUGGCAGCCCUGCAGUAAACUCUGCCAAGGAGAGCGAAAGAGGAAACCCGUGUGUACAAGAGAGUCAGAUCAGCUCACGGUGUCGGACCAGCGAUGCGAUCGAAUUCCCCAGCCUGACCCCAUCACGGAGCCUUGUAGCACAGAAUGUGAAUUAAGGUGGCACAUCGCGAGGAAGAGCGAGUGCACGGCCCAGUGUGGGCUGGGGUACCGCACCCUGGAGAUCUACUGCUCCAAGUACAUCAGGCUGGAGGGGAAGAUAGAGAAGGUUGACGACCGGUUCUGCAGCAGCCAGCCCAAGCCCAGCACAAGGGAGAAGUGUACUGGAGACUGUAAUGUGGGAGGGUGGCGGUAUUCAGCCUGGACUGAGUGCUCCAAGAGCUGUGGUGGGGGCACGCGGCGGCGGCGAGCCAUGUGUGUGAACACCUACAAUGAUGUCCUGGAUGACAGCAAAUGCAGUCAGCAGGAGAAGCUGACAGUGCAGCGAUGCAGUGACUUCUUGUGCCCCCAGUGGAAGACUGGCGACUGGUCCGAAUGCUUGGUGACCUGUGGAAAGGGGCACAAACACCGCCAGACCUGGUGCCAGUUCGGAGAAGAUCGAUUAAAUGACAGAUUUUGUGAUCCUGAAACAAAGCCGGAGUCAGUGCAUACAUGCCAGCAGCAAGAGUGUGCUUCGUGGCAAGUGGGGCCAUGGGGCCAGUGCACGACAACUUGUGGCCAAGGCUACCAGAUGAGAGCAGUGAAGUGUGUUGUGGGCACCUACAUGUCAGUGGUGGAUGAUAAUGAGUGUAAUGCUGCAACCAGGCCAACAGAUACCCAGGACUGUGAAAUAGCAGCAUGUCCUCCGCAUCCAAAUAGUCCUGAAGCCAAGAGAUCCCUAUCAGGCAUUCACAGGACGCAGUGGAGAUUUGGAUCCUGGACACCGUGCUCCGCAACCUGUGGGAAGGGUACCCAGAUGAGAUACGUCAGCUGUCGGGAUGACCAGGGCUCUGUGGCAGACGAGUCAGCCUGUUUCCACCUCCCGAAGCCAUCAGCCACAGAAAUGUGUACUGUGACACCAUGUGGGCAGUGGAAAGCCUUGGAGUGGAGCUCUUGCUCGGUGACUUGUGGUCAAGGUAAGGCAACGCGACAAGUGAUCUGCAUCGAUUACAGUGACCAGCUGGUGGAUAGAAGUGAGUGUGAUCCAGACGACCUCCCUGCCACAGAGCAAGACUGCUCCAUGUCUCCUUGUCAUCCAAACAGCCAUGACUAUGGCAGGCCUAUCCACCCUUUCCUCUAUCCGGAUCAUCGCCUGAAAGUGCACCCUGGAGGCAGCCUGAACAGAAACCGUGCACAUAUACCAGGAGGCAAUCAGUGGAGGAUUGGUCCCUGGGGUGCUUGCUCUAGCACGUGUGCAGGGGGAUUCCAGCGGCGGGUCGUGGUGUGCCAGGAUGAAAACGGAUACACUGCAAAUAACUGCGACGAGAAAAGCAAACCUGUGGAGCAGAGAUCAUGCGAGUCUGGCCCCUGUCCUCAGUGGGCUUAUGGCAACUGGGGAGAGUGCACAAAGCCAUGUGGGGCAGGGACAAGAACACGGCUAGUGGUGUGCCAGCGCCCUAAUGGAGAAAGGUUUACAGACCUGAGCUGUGAAAUCCUUGACAAGCCACCAGACAGAGAGCAGUGCAAUGUGCAGGACUGUCCUAGAGAUGCUGCCUGGAGCGCUGGUCCUUGGAGCUCGUGUUCUGUCUCCUGUGGAAGGGGCCAAAAGCACCGCAGUGUGUACUGUUUAUCAAAGGAAGGGAGGCAUAUAGAAGAAGACUAUUGCAAGCACCUUGCUAAGCCCAGCAUGCAAAAGAAAUGCAGAGGGGGCAGAUGUCCGAAGUGGAAAGCAGGAGAUUGGGGACAGUGCUCGGUGUCCUGUGGCCGGGGUGUCCAGCGCCGCGCCGUCCACUGUCACAGCGGCACCCCGAAGGCAGCCGAGGAGGCAGAGUGUGACCCGUCCAGCCGUCCCCCUCCGCAGCAGGACUGCCACCAACCCGAGUGCCCCACGCACCGCUGGGCAGCUGGCGAAUGGCAAGCGUGCAUGAAGACAUGCGGGGAAGCAUCCCGGUACCGCAAGGUGUUCUGUGUGGAUGAGAACAAGCAACCGCAGAACAGUGGCUACUGCGAUGCCAGCAAACGCCCUCCCGAGAUCGAGAGCUGCGGGCUGCCACCCUGCGAAUACGUCUGGAUCACUGGAGAGUGGUCGGAGUGCUCCGUUACAUGUGGGAAGGGAUACAAGCAGCGCCUCGUAUCCUGCAGUGAGAUUUACACCGGAAAGGACCACUAUGAGUACGGGUACCAGAACACAGUCAACUGUCCUGGCACGCAGCCACCCAACAUCCAGCCCUGCUACCUUGGGGAGUGCCCUGUCUCAGCAUCCUGGCGUGUUGGCAACUGGGGAAGCUGCUCUGUCACCUGUGGAGUUGGAGUCAUGCACCGCUCAGUGCAGUGCUUGACGAACGAUGACCAGGUCAGCAGCUUGUGCCAAGCAGAUCUGAAACCUGAAGAGAGGAGGGCAUGCCACAGUGUCCAUGACUGUGAAUUACCAAGGAGUUGCAAGGACAUUAAAAAUCUCAAAGGUGUCAUUGAAGAUGGUGAAUAUUUCCUUCAAGUCAAAGGGAAGACAUUAAAGGUAUAUUGCUCUGGGAUGCAGACUGACAGCCCCAAGGAGUACAUGACCCUUGUAAAUGGGGAUGCAGAGAAUUUUUCAGAAGUGUAUGGAUACAGAUUGCAUAACCCGACUGAAUGUCCGUAUAACGGGAGCAGACGAGAAGACUGCCAGUGUAGGAAAGAUUACACAGCAGCUGGGUUUUCCACCUUCAGCAAAGUAAGGCUGGACCUGAACACUAUGCAAAUAAUAACAACUGAUUUACAGUUUGCACGGACACAUGAUGGACGACCUGUGCCUUAUGCCACUGCUGGGGACUGCUACAGUGCAGCCAAGUGCCCGCAGGGUCGCUUCAGCAUAGACCUGUACGGGACAGGCCUGACCUUAACGGGACGAGCAAAAUGGCUCUCACAAGGGAAUUAUGCGGUGUCAGAAAUCCAGAAAUCCCCAGAUGGUACCAAAGUAGUAGGAAAAUGUGGCGGUUACUGUGGGAAGUGUACUCCAUCAUCUGGAACAGGCCUUGAUGUUCAGGUGUUAUAGCCAUGGUUGUCUGCAAGCGGAGAUGAGACGAAUGAAGGAUAGCGAUGCAAUACCUCUGCCUUCCACUUUUUUAUGUUUAUGUAUGUAUAUAGAUUGCAUAUUCUUAAUGUACAGGUUAAUAUUUAUGUUUGGAAUUAUUUAUUUUGAUUUAAUAUUUUUGUACGUAAAAUCAUGAUAUUAAGGCUGCUUUUCCUAUUUUUAUUUUUUAUUGUUAAAUCCUGCAGUCAAACCACUGCAUUUUGCGUACUCUACAUUAUAUGUAGCAUUAUGACAAGUGAUACUUUAUUGUCACUGUAUUCAGUUGUUUACUUUCAAUCAGUAAUUUUCCUUCAGUUAUGGGCUGCUUUUGCCCUCUACGGUGCUACACAAUCUGCAUAGGGGUAUUUUUGGCAUUUCAAUCUGUCUUUAUGUUAAGGAAAAUAGACAAGAUGUGCUUAAAUUUUAUUUUUAGGGAUUAGGCUGACAGCACUCGAGGAAAACAUGACAAUGAAUACAGUGCUAGUUGCAUUAGCAAUCUUUAUCUUUUAGGUAUGUUUUGAAUUUCACAUGACCUCUGUGGCCAGUGCUAAAAGCACUGGUUUGGUGCUAACAUGGUAUUUAUUAAUGCUCUGUAGUUUUAGUUAAUCCAGUGCCUUUAUCAGUGAAAAAGGGAAGAAAGUAGAAAAAUUGUCAGGUUCAAAUAAACUGAUCUCAAGGUCCUUUCCAACCCUAACUAUUCUAUGAUUCUAAAUUAAGAUCUACCCCAGGUUUAGGAAAAUUCCUGCAGAUGGAUCUUCAGCUCAAGCCCCUUUUUCAUAGGGCCCUGAAGAGAACUUGGUUUUUUAAAAACCGUAUCUUUGUCUCCUAAUUGCAUGUGCCACUGUGCUUCCUGCUCCAUCUGGAAGCGGGGUAUUAACUCAUCCCAGACAGGCUGAUCAGCCCAUAUGUUUCCCUGGGCUGUGUGCUGAGAAGUGAUGCGGGUUCUUAUGGACAUUGUCACAAAAUCCUAACGGGAAGCUGAAAGCACCCCUGCAGUGUUAUCUCCCCUGGGGCCAGUGUGGACCGCAGGGGAUGUGGGACAGCAAGCCCAGCCAAGCCAGCCCUUCCUCUUGGCCAGGGGACUCCAUUGCAGGCACCUGCAGCGUUUCCCCAGCCUCCUACUCACCCACAGACCAUCUGCAAAGGGAAGCUUCAGCCUUAAUUCAACAAGAUCACUCUGUACUUACAGAUAACUCUGCCCCCCCCUUCAAAAACAAGCUGCUUUACGCCUACUUCUGUAUUGCUUUGGAUCUUCCUGGUAAGGCAUCUGUGCUCCUUGCCUGUUUGCCACCCUAUGUACAACCAGACCUUUAGUACUGGCUUUGUUAUAUAUAUACAUAAAAAUUGAGGAGCCAUCUCCCAUAGGCACUGAAUGCGGCUGUGCAAUAGUACCUGCCUGUACAUAGCCUACUGCUGAUGGCAUGCCGCCUUUGUGCAGAGCUUCGUAGCACAUUGAACGGGGGUGAUGUGACCAGAUUAUUUUUGUAGUCUAUGACUAUGUCCCUUAUCUCUUUCUCCACAAUUUUACUUAGUGAUAGGAAGAUGCUGCCCCUUCGCAUUCUCUGCUGGGGCAGCCAGGAACACAAAGUACAAGGAAAGGAAGCUUUUCAGCACAAAAUUGCCAGAAGUUUGGAAAAAUGAAGAUACUUAUCUGCUACUUCAGAUAAUUCUUUCAAUUUUGAUGCAAACAGUUAACAAAUGCAACCUCAGGAUCUUGUGUGAGUCUUUCGCAGAGCUCCCCAAAGGAUGUGUAAUCAGUCUGUUACAAAAGAGUUGGAUAAAUAGGGAUAAACGAUCUGAUCCCUGAAUUCAUACCUCAUGUGCACUGGGCUGUGUUCAGCCUUCAGAGUGAAACCUGUCAGCCAGCCUGACAGUCAGGUAUCAACACACCCAUGUCAGCUGGGAGACAUCUCGCAGGCAAGUAGGGCUGUAUUACAGUCCAGCAGCUACAGACCUGAUGAAAGAAAAGGGGAAAAGGGAAUGGGAAAGGGGAAAAGGGAAAGAGCAAGAGGCAAAAAGGGAAAGGGGAAAGGAGUAGUAAUGGAAAAGUGAUUUAUUUUUAAAUGAUAAUUGCUCAUGUAUAACUUCGGUAGGGGAAAAAGGAAAAUUGCACUAUGAACUUUAGAAAGAAACAGUGGUGCUUAGAAAGUACAGGUUUAUAUUUUCUCUAAUGAAGUGAACGUCUGUUUAUAAAAAGAGAUAUUAUUUUGACCUGUACACAUUCAUUUCUACCAUAUAGUUUCCUAGCAGCUAUUAACAGAGCAAGUGAAACCUAAAUGAAUAUUAAAUAAACUACAAGGGAAAAAAAAUGAUAGAGCACUGAUCCUAUGGUUCAUUAAAGGGCUUUGUUAAAUGGGAACAGACUUUGAGGACAUUAGGUAUUUCUUGUUCAAGAAACAGCUCUGGGGGUUUUAUAUCAAUGUAAUUAUUUUUCUACAAACUGAGGUAUUUUUUGCAAGCACUUUCCUGUACAGUGUUUCUUUUCUUUCUGCUUAUACUCAAAAGGAAAUGAAGACCCAUAAGACAUGUCUGUAUGGUCUUUCUGCAUUUGCCAUCAUAUUUCAAUACAUGUGUGCUAUUAUAGAGGCAAAAUACUUUGUACACAAGGGAAUAAUACAUUGAAUGGUAAACACUC